CAGGCUUAUCAUUGGCAAAGCCACAACGUCAAAACCACUGGCGUUGAAGACAUGGUGCUACUGCAGAAGAUCAGCGAGUCGGCCAUUGUCGAUAAUCUCAAGAAACGUUUUAUGGAUGAUCACAUCUACACGUACAUAGGACCUGUAUUAAUCUCCGUAAAUCCUUUCGCUCAGCUAAAUAUUUAUGGGGAGAAGGAAAUUGAUAGGUACCAAGGAGCCGCUUCUUACGAAAACCCGCCACACGUAUACGCACUGACAGACGAUAUGUAUCGGAACAUGCUCAUCGACAUGGAAAACCAUUGCGUUAUUAUUAGUGGCGAAUCAGGAGCUGGCAAGACAGUGGCUGCCAAAUACAUAAUGAGCUACAUCGCCAAGAUAUCCGGCGGAGGUCAAACUGUCAAGCGAGUGAAAGACAUCAUACUGGAGUCGAACCCACUUUUGGAGGCGUUCGGCAACGCCAAGACUCUGAGGAAUAAUAACUCCAGUAGAUUUGGCAAGUAUGUUGAAAUACAAUUCAGUCGGGGAGGCGAGCCUGUGGGCGGUAAGAUAUCGAAUUUCCUGCUUGAAAAGUCUCGUGUGGUAACAAGGCACAAAGACGAACGCUGCUUUCAUAUUUUUUAUCAAGUCAUCAAAGGCGCCUCUUCUGAUAUGAAAGAUUCGUACGGCCUGACGAAUCUGGAGUACUUCAACUACCUCAGCAGCAGCGGUGGCUACAACGUCCAAGGCACUGAUGACGUCAAAGAGUUUCAGGAGACAAAGCACGCAAUGGGCGUGAUGGGUCUAACGAAGGCAGACGAGUCGAACGUGUUGAGUCUGGUGGCGGCAGUUCUGCACCUGGGCAACAUCACUUUCAAGGAGAAGGGCAACUACUCUGAUGUCUUCGAUAGGCAAUUUCUAGAUUUCCCGGCUCAUUUACUGGCCGUAGAUGCGAAUCGUCUGAACAAGAAGCUCAUCAGCAGAACAAUGGAAGGUAAAUGGGGUGGAAAAAAUGAAAACGUCGAGGUCACAUUGAACACCGAGCAGGCAGCGCAUACGAGGGACGCCCUGUCGAAGGCCAUCUACAGCAGACUCUUUGAUUUCUUGGUUGAAUCGGUGAACAAAGCGAUGGCCCACCCCCGCCAAGAAAUCGCAACCGGCAUACUCGAUAUAUACGGUUUCGAGAUAUUCGACAAAAAUAGUUUCGAGCAGUUUUGCAUAAAUUAUGUUAAUGAGAAGCUGCAGCAGAUAUUUAUUGAGUUGACGUUGAAAGCCGAACAAGAAGAAUACGUGCAAGAGAACAUAAAAUGGACGCCGAUUGAUUACUUCAACAACAAAAUCGUCUGUGAUUUGAUCGAAGCUAAAAAUCCUGUCGGGAUAAUUUGCAUUCUUGACGAUCUCUGCGCCACGCUGCAUGCCGUCAGUGAAGGUGCCGACGAGAAGCUGCUGGGGAAAUUGAACGCGGGUGUAGGCAGGCACGAGCACUACCAGCAGAGUGGGGCUGGAUUCGUCAUCCAACAUUACGCUGGCAAGGUCAUUUACGAUGUGUACGGAUUUUGCGAGAAGAACAGAGAUGUCUUAUUCCCCGACCUCAUUCUCAUCAUGCAGUCCAGUCGCAAUCGGUUCAUUGUUGAUUUGUUUCCCGAAGUAGUCGACGGCCAGGCCAAAACUAGGCCAACCACAGCCGGAACUAAAAUUAGAACACAGGCGAACAAACUGGUGGAGGCAUUGAUGAAGUGCACCCCCCACUACAUCCGCUGCAUCAAACCGAAUGAAACCAAGAGAGCGAAAGAUUGGGACGAAGAAAGGGUUCGACAUCAGGUUGAAUAUUUGGGACUGAAGGAAAAUAUCAGAGUGAGGCGAGCUGGCUUUGCAUACAGAAGGGUCUUUGAUAAGUUUCUUCGAAGGUACGCCAUCUUGACCCCGGAAACGUACCCCAACUGGAAGGGGGAUGUCAAACAGGGCAUUCUCCACCUUUUCAACCACGUCAAAAUGGACCACGAUCAGUACCAGAUGGGUAGAACUAAAGUUUUCAUAAAGAACCCCGAAUCCCUGUUUUUAAUGGAGGAGUUGCGCGAGAGGAAGUUCGACGCCUUCGCCAGGGUCAUCCAGAAAGCUUUCCGGAAGUGGAACGCCCAAAAACAAUAUAUAAGAUUAAGACAACAAGCUUGCGAUCUCUUGUACAACAAAAAGGACAGACGGAGAUACAGUAUCAACAGAUCGUUCGUUGGAGACUACAUAGGUAUGGACAGGGACCAUGCGAUUGGCAUCCGAGCUCUUAUGAAUAAAAGGGAGAGAGUUGAAUUUGCUGAUACCGUGAAGAAAUACGAUAGAAGAGCCAAGGCAGUCUCAAGGGAUUUAGUUGUGACGACAAACAGCGUCUACCUUAUUGGCAUGGAGAAGGCCAAAGACGGACCGCGGAAAGGUCAACUUUUGAAGGUCAUCAAGAGGAAAUUUCCCAUCGAGGCAAUUGAAAAAUUAUCACUGAGCACCAAGCAAGACGACUUGUUCGUUGUGUCCGUCAGUGGCGAUUACGACAGCGUUUUGGAGUCGGCGUUCAAAACUGAAUUCCUGACCAUAACCUCCAAGAGAUACAAUGAGAUCACAAGGAGGAACCUUAACAUCGUGUUCAGUGAUACGUCAGUGACGAUGAUGACGACGACAAUGAUGACGACGACGAUGAUGAUGAUAAUAAUUUCGACCUUAAAACUAUCAUCAUCAUCAUUCCAGGAUAAAAUUCAGUGUCAAAAAAGAAGGUUUCGGUGGGGGUGGUAGUCGAACGAUAAAGUUUGUUGACGGGAACUCGGAUCAAAUGCAACUGAAGAGUGGAUUCACUGUGGCCAUCAAGCCGGGACUUCCGAAAAACACAAGGCCAGGAAACCGGGAAAAAGUUUCGAGCAAUCAGAUUCCGUCGCAUAUUCGGGUUGUCCAAUCAGAAGAGAGGACCAGGCGGCCCACCAAUCAGCAACAUCAUCGUCAGCAACAACGGACAACCCAACAACAACAUUCUCAAAAUCGAAUAACUAACUCUGGUGGCGGUCGACCACUGCCUCCAAUCAACAAUGGGCCAUCGAGGGGACCGAGAACUCCAAGUGCCUACGGAGGGGGGCCCCUACCUGGUUUCAGACUGCCCCCUCCAGGUGGUCCUAGGAUGAAUGGGGCAAUGAAUGGACCACGGAGUUCUCCUGGGUCGUCGUCAUCAUCAUCAUUGUCAUUAUCGUCAUCAUCAUCAUCAAAACAAAAUGGCAGGCCUAGACCGCCCCCACCAAAACCGGUUCCGGCGGCAAAGUCGAGACCAGCGGCCAAUCGCUGUCGAGCGCUAUAUAAUUAUGACGCCAGUGACACAGAUGAAAUAUCUUUUAAGAUUAAUGACGUCAUCGAAAUUACUAAAGAAGAUCCGAACGGCUGGUGGAUGGGACGAUUAAGAGGAAAAGAAGGGUUGUUUCCGGAAUCUUACGUCGAAAAAAUUUAA
This is a messenger RNA of Helobdella robusta, 3448 nucleotides long. RefSeq lists its product as hypothetical. The record is from RefSeq and is a predicted model, not a curated record. Gene Ontology annotation, biological process: actin filament organization; vesicle transport along actin filament. Gene Ontology annotation, molecular function: ATP binding; microfilament motor activity; actin filament binding. Gene Ontology annotation, cellular component: cytoplasm; actin cytoskeleton; microvillus. Lineage: Eukaryota; Metazoa; Annelida; Clitellata; Rhynchobdellida; Glossiphoniidae. The transcript is spliced from 29 exons. The coding region runs from base 52 to 2751 and encodes 899 amino acids.